Acanthochromis polyacanthus (spiny chromis) is the source of this 2575-nucleotide messenger RNA. RefSeq names its product synovial sarcoma, X breakpoint 2 interacting protein a (gene ssx2ipa). Bases 374 to 2155 code for a protein of 593 amino acids. The transcript has 14 exons. NCBI's taxonomy places the organism in Eukaryota, Metazoa, Chordata, Actinopteri, Pomacentridae. The record is from RefSeq and is a predicted model, not a curated record.
CAGCAGAGGACUGGGCUUCAAAAAACACAGACAGCUGCUGCGCUAGGUAGGCUGAUCUCAUCUGUCGGUGUGUUUGUGCUCGGCUGCACUCACAUUAAAAUAGGUGAGAUUUCUGACAGUUGUCGGUGCUGCUUGGACAAUAUGACGACCGGACUCUUCAGGACGGCUGCAGGUGUUGUCGAUGAAGGAGGAUUUUGCUAAUUUUAAGAACACCACCGAAAUCGGAAACUAUCGGAUUUAGUUUAGUUGACCCGUUUCACGCCCUACCUGGCUCUGUUCCUGUGGGAUUCUCUGAUCCACCGGCUGGCUGCUAAUCUGUCUCCCUGGUGAAAACUCAUGACCUCACAUCCUUGUGUCCUGAUGCAUCGGUAAUAUGGGAGAGUGGUGGACAACUGAGACAUCUAUGGAAAACUAUGAGAUCUCCAGCAUAUCACAUGUGACAAUGUCACCCUCGAGACGGAACAAUCUUGUGUCGAUGUACUCUUUUCCCUUCUCCAAAAGCUCCUACAGUGAGCUAAGUGCCUUUUGCAUCGAGGAUAAUAUUCCUCAAUGUAUUUCAUACAUCAAUCAGGAGCUUGCCUCGCUGGGCCUCUCUUCCACAUGUAUUGAGGCCAUCUCACCAGGGGGCACCGGUCUGAGCACAGUGCCAGCUCUGAAUGCCAUGUAUGAGCUGCUACAGAUUCACAGACGAAAUAUGUGCAAUUUAGAGGAGCUCGAGAGAGAACAUCUGAGGAAAUCCAGCACCUUGGAGCAUGUACAGAUGAGCAACACCAGACUCAAGGAUCAGUUGGAACUGUCCAUAAGGGAGAAGUCGGGCCUACAUGAAACGGAGAGGCAGCUACAACUCAAAAUUAAAACUUUGCAGAGCUGCUUAAAAACAGAAAAAGAUGAGGUCCAGAAGCUCCAGAGUGUCAUUGCUAGCCGUGCCUCACAAUACAGUCACGAUGCCAAGAGAAAAGAGAGAGAAGCUGUAAAGCUCAAGGAGCGCCUCAGCCAGCUGCUGGUUGACCGAAAGGAUAAGAAACUCGCUAUCGAUGUACUUAAUUGCUUGGGACGGGCAGAUGGAAAAAGGAGACACUGGAAGACUACAAAAGCAACAUCCAGCCACGAGAACGAGAUGUACAAGUCUUUGCUCAGUGACUACGAAGCGAGCCAGAGGUCCUUGAUGCUGGAGAACGCUGAGCUUAAGAAAGUUCUCCAGCAGAUGAAGAAAGAGAUGAUGCAUAUCCUAAGCCCACGCCAGCCCUCCAUCAGAGGAGCCACUGCUGAUGAGAGCCAGGAGCAGGCUGACUUGGAUGGGGAGAAGGGAGGUGACACCAGCAGGGAAUCCCUGGACCAGUACUGUGAGCAUGCUAGGGAACAGCUCACCAAUAGCAUCCGCCAGCAGUGGAGGAAACUGAGGAACCAUGUGGAGAGACUAGAUAGCCAAGCUUCCCAAGCACAGAAUCAGCUGGAGUCUAAAGAGGUGAUCCCACGGGAAACCCACGAGGAUGAGAUGGAGAGGAUGAGAUGUGAAGUCCAGCAGUGCAAAGAGUUCAUUCACGCACAACAGCAGCUCCUCCAGCAACAACUCAACACAUCAUUUGAUGAUGAGACUGCAGCUCUACUUAAUGAUUGCUACACACUGGAAGAGAAAGAGCGUCUCAAAGAGGAAUGGAAGCUCUUUGAGGAACAGAAGAGAAACUUUGAGAGGGAGAGAAAGAACUUCACUGAAGCUGCUAUUCGCCUGGGGCGAGAGAAAAAGGCCUUUGAGGAAGAUCGUGCUUCUUGGCUCAAAAAUCAGUUUUUGAACAUGACUCCCUUUAGACACCGUAGGAGAUGUUCCUCGUCUGAUGGUCAAAGUGCCUUAUCAAUUAGAAGUGAACCAGAGAUCAGGAUGUCUUCAGUUAACGGUCAGCUGGCCAAAUCAUCAACCUACACUACAUUCUCCACUCCCAGACCAUCACGGAGUGCUCCUGUGCCAUCCACAACUGAACUUUACCGGACACUCCGCCUGAUACCAGACAGCAGUUCCUCCAGACAUUCAAAUCGAGGACGCUGGCCAGAGUGCAGCAACAUCGAAGACGGUGAAACUCGGGUCAGGCCAACAAACGGACUUCGACCUGGUGACAUGAGUAUCUUCUCUUUGGGUGAAGACGAAAACAGCCUCACUUAAAGAACCUCCAGUGCCUUUAACUUUUUUUGCCACUGGGAUGGACUUUAGCAUCAAUCCAUGACUGAAUUCCAUCAGCACUAAUAAACAAUUUUCUUUGGACACGCACAAAUCAUACACCAAAGCUGAUCAAACAAGGAAGCCCUUUAUGAGUCUGCCAUUGUUAAUUUCUUUUUCCUAUGAACAGAUCAACACUGACAAUUCAGUUUGUAAGCUAUAUUUAGAGGGAAGGUGUCUAGCUAGCUGUAUUUAAACAUAUGGUAGUUGGAAAUUUCUUCCUAAAUAUCGAUUAUAUUGAAAGUAACUUUUAAAUGUUUACAUAUUCAUUAAGUGUAACUGUCGAUUUUAAUUUAAGAAUAUAUUGACAUUAGAUUGAUAAUGAUCUGCUUUGCAGGUGUACGUUUUAAUAAAGAUUUUUUUAAA